UAGAAUAGUUAAUCACACUUAGCCACGUGCAUAGUUAUAGAUUCUCCUCUGAAAAAUUAGUUUGAAUUUUCCGCAUAACGUCGAGUGAUUGUGUAAGAGCGUUAUUGAAGUUAGGAGAAGUUGCUAACUUUCGCAAAUUGUCAAUCACGAACAAGGUGGAGCGGCUCAACGCAACUCAAGUUAUAUUUUCAAGGAUUAUUGAAGAGAUUAUUCUUGUGUUACAUUUCACUGAUUCUAUAGCCACCAGAAUGAUACAGUGCUACAAUUUAAUUCUCUCUAGCAAAUGUGAAAAGCAGAAAUAAACCUUGCACAUGUUUUCCUACUUUGGUUGCUCAUCGUAGGUUUAAUGUAACGCACACCAAGCUAAUAACAACAGACUGAUAACAGACAGUUUCGAGCGAGAAUUUGGGAGCAAGCCUCGACAGAAGUCAAUCCGUCAGCAGCAUCCACACUUGGUUCGAACCCAUAAAACAUUCAUAAAGACUUCAGUAAUGAUGAGCUUGGAUGGCUUCAGCUGAGAAAUAGUCAAUCUAUCUUUAAUAAAAUAAUUAAAAAUUUUAAUGUAAAAUAAUAAAUAAAUAAAAACACUCCAGAACAAUAGUGAAAUAUCAGUGUGAACGUUAUCGUUGUCGGGCGAGGGUCAAAAAUUGCGGCUUAUUGUGAUCAGAUAUACAUACUCGCUGCAUCAUGGAUGACAUCAACUGGAACAAGAUAAUAUUUAUCGAAAAUGAACAGAAACUUAUUUACUUCGACCAGAAGACCUACAAAUUACCAAUGGCGAUCCUCAAUCUUUACUCCGAUCGAGUGCGGCACCUGGAUUUAAGCUUCAACAAGCUAUCGUCUUUCGAGUCGCUGGAACUCUUCACCCAACUCGAGGAACUGGUGCUGGACAACAACUCCCUUACGGAUGACAUUAUUUUUCCUGCCCAAUUGAAUCGCGUGAAGCUACUCUCGCUGAACAAUAACAAGUUUGUAAAUCUGGAUUUGCUGUUAACAAAAUUAUCGCUGUGUUUUCCGAAUCUGGAAUACUUGAGUCUGUUGGGAAAUCCAGCGUGUCCCUGUCAUUUACUGAAUCCCAAAAACACGGAAUACGAUUAUCUCAAAUACAGGUUGUACAUAAUCCGCUAUCUGCCACGAAUAAUAAUUUUGGAUGCGCAGCGUGUGAAGAAAAUGGAAAGGGACUUUGUUCGUAACCAGCAGCGCCAACAGCAGGAUGACGAUUCAGGCAGCACCAGCAGUGAUGGUUUGGAUAAUAGCAGCUCCAGUGGCAACUCCUCUCCGCUUCGUUUCUUCUACACUAACCUGAGUAAUCGCUUCGGCGUUAGGCGAAAAGAAUCUCCGGUAUACAACCCGUUGCCGGAAAGCAUCCGUGAAGCCGGAGACCAUCGAGGGGCUUACGGAAAGUGCCGUUACCGAUACAUAGGAGCACAGUCAGAGGGAAAUCGGUUCAUACUCAACACGGAUUUAUAAAUGUUUUAGAAUUUAGAAUUGUUUUCAUCAUUACACGGUAGGAACGAAUAAAUACGAAAAUCAUUACUGGGAAUAGUACCCAUCAUUUGAUGGAU
Messenger RNA from Uranotaenia lowii, 1565 nucleotides. Its product is annotated as leucine-rich melanocyte differentiation-associated protein-like. Gene Ontology annotation, molecular function: protein binding. Gene Ontology annotation, biological process: melanocyte differentiation. The transcript has 5 exons. The record is from RefSeq and is a predicted model, not a curated record. Lineage: Eukaryota; Metazoa; Arthropoda; Insecta; Diptera; Culicidae. Bases 688 to 1470 code for a protein of 260 amino acids.